Molecule: messenger RNA, 796 nt
Organism: Gastrolobium bilobum
Lineage: Eukaryota; Viridiplantae; Streptophyta; Magnoliopsida; Fabales; Fabaceae
Exons: 7
Coding region: 107-589 (160 amino acids)
Source: RefSeq, a predicted model, not a curated record
GAGACUCCAGAACAGAAGCACCAGCUUCUUCAUCAUUGACGGUUCACUUGUCAUUCUAGACUCCAGUCCAAUUCCCUGUUUGGGUGCUGAGAAAGUGAAGGAAAAAAUGGAAGAUCCAUCGUUUUUCGACCGGAUGAUCAGUCAUCUUCGAUCAACAUGCAAGUAUUAUACUGGUUAUCCAAAGGAUCUUGGCCCGUCAAGGCUUAUUCAUUUUACCUCUGAGCGUGAGUUUGUCAGACUUCUUCAUGAAGGCUUUCCUGUGGUUGCUGCGUUUACUAUCAGGGGGAAUUACUCACGGCAUCUCGACAAAGUAUUAGAAGAAGCUGCUGUUGACUUUUAUCCACAUGUAAAAUUUAUGCGUGUUGAAUGUCCAAAAUAUCCUGGGUUUUGUAUAACUCGGCAGAAAACAGAGUAUCCAUUCAUUGAAAUAUUUCAUAGUCCACAACAUGCAGCUGACCAGGGAAGGGUAGCUGAUCCAAAUAUUACUAAAUACAACGUGAAGGUCUUGCCUUUCAACUACGAUGUUAGUACUUACGGAUUUAGAGAAUUCUUCAAGCGACAUGGUAUAAGGGCAUCAGAUCCAAAUUAAGGAUCCGGUGGAAAGGUUUUAUCUAUUACUGCCUGUUUUAUCAAUCUGUAUAACAGCACAAGUUCACUACUUAAGGCCAAUAGAUGGACUAUUAUAUUUACCUGCAUGAUUGAUAUCCAAACCUAUAAUUUGGUUAAGUUCUCGUCAGGGACAUUAUUUUCUUCGUUCCUUCAUUUUUGCUUUUUUAAUUUCUUCGAUCAAUUUUUG